Messenger RNA from Mya arenaria, 838 nucleotides. Its product is annotated as PE-PGRS family protein PE_PGRS33-like. The coding region runs from base 144 to 473 and encodes 109 amino acids. The record is from RefSeq and is a predicted model, not a curated record. The transcript has 2 exons. NCBI's taxonomy places the organism in Eukaryota, Metazoa, Mollusca, Bivalvia, Myida, Myidae.
UAGUUUAAAACCAAACGCUCUGAAAAAUAUUUUUCAAUCAUAACUAGUCGAGGACAAGUGAGCCUUAGUUGCCGGCCACAGGAUCGCAAGGAGAAACAAAUAUUUUUGUUUCCUUCAAAGUUAUCAACAGUCAACGGAAGAAGAUGCGUGCUUUUAUCUGCGUUUGUGUAUUCGUUCUGACGGUCGCUCUUGUCAACAGCCAGGGUGCGUCCAUGUUCGGGCAGGGUAUGGGAAGUCAGAGCGGAAGUGGAGGCGCUGAAUCCAACUUAGCACAAUAUAUGGGACGCGGCGGAGCGGGAAAUUCCGGUAUGAGCCUUUUCGGAGGAGGAGGAAGCGGCGGCGGCGGCGGCAUGGGCGGUGGUCUUGGACAGAUGGCGCUCUUCGGCGGAGUGGAGAUGUCGAACCUUAUGGAAUUCAACAUGUGCCAACAAAUAUACAGGUCGCCUUUUUUCUGUAUGCGAUAUUUACACUGAAAAAUGACAUUAUACCUGUGACGUUUGGAAAAAGCACGUGACUCAUUGUGAUAUCAUUGAUGACGUAGGCGGUGACUAAGGGGCACUUGUCCGAUGUGGUUCUCAUAAUUGCUCAUUGUUUUCAUUAUUGAUUUUGCAGUGUAUUAAAAAUGAUAUUUACUACGGAUCAGCAACGAAUAUUGUUAAAUUUCAAUCAUUUAAGAAAUUUUACAAGAAAUAAAUAAGAAAUGUGUUGACAUUAAAAAAAAGAUUAACAAAUCAAAUUACAUUUAAAAAUAUUGUUUUAUUUCGUUAUUUGAAGAAACUUUACAAGAAAUUACUAAAAAUGAAUAAAAAAUGAUUUUCAAUAAAAAGUUUAAAGAGUU